Diaporthe batatas is the source of this 1043-nucleotide messenger RNA. RefSeq lists its product as uncharacterized. The record is from RefSeq and is a predicted model, not a curated record. The coding region runs from base 233 to 1030 and encodes 265 amino acids. Lineage: Eukaryota; Fungi; Ascomycota; Sordariomycetes; Diaporthales; Diaporthaceae. The transcript has a single exon.
GUGCAAAUUGCCCAAAUCCUCCGCGCCGCACACGAUCGCGUGGAGUCUGUCCGGAACAUACACACACGCCGUUCUACGAGCCGCAGACGCGGCAGCAGGGUCAAUCCUUAAUGCCCCAGUCAAUCACUUCCAUGCGAGUCCUAAACUCGGAGUCAAUCAUUUGAUAUCAUUACCGUAUUAUCGACAACCAACCAGCCAACCAGCCAAUGAGCCAGCCACUCACGCAUCGGCCAUGAUAACAACGCCCUCGCCCGUCCUGCGCCUGGCCCUGGCCCUGUGGUGCCUAGCCGCGCUCGCCGCCGUCGCCGCGGCAGAAGGCACGGGCAUCUGGGCGACCCCCCAUGACAGCUACUCGUCCUCGAUCGGCGUGCUGGGCUGCAAGAUCAACACGAACCGGGUCGCCUACUGGCCCAUGAGCGUCGACUGCAACAACAUCUGCGUCAAGCUCAGCUACGGCGACCGCUCCCUCCACCUCCUGCGCGUCGACCAGUCCGGCGGCGCCUACGACGUCAGCUACGACGCCUGGAACUACCUGCAGACGGGCAAGUCCGCCUCCAAGGAGCCCAUCGCCGGCGGGGGCGUCGCCAUGACCUGGGAGAACGCAAAGGCCUCCGACUGCAAGGACCUCAUCCACGCCGACGGCCUGCCGCUGAGCGCGGCGAACAGCAUGAACUUCGUCGCGAGCUGCCUCGGGGAGCCGGACAGCUGGGUCGGCAGGAACCACGUGCUGUUCAACAUUGCCGAUUCUGUGUGCUCGCUGGGCCAUGACGAGAAGUGCAAGCUGGACUGGGCGUCCGGGCAGAACCAGCCCACCUGUGAUCACAUGCUUGGCUCGCAGGACGAGCUGACGUCGGAUCCUGUGUAUAAUAUCCGAUACCCGACCGGGGAGAAGGUCCUGGCCUCCACUGGCCAGGUGGUAAAUAGUAGCGGCGCUGCAAGUAUCCGUUGGAGCCUCGACGGCCUUCCUUUCUGGCGGCUGGAAGCACUCGCAGGCCUUGCUGCCUGUGUUGUUGCUAAUGUAUAUUUAUAGCAGUGCGCUGAAU